Molecule: messenger RNA, 2201 nt
Organism: Haplochromis burtoni (Burton's mouthbrooder)
Lineage: Eukaryota; Metazoa; Chordata; Actinopteri; Cichliformes; Cichlidae
Product: growth/differentiation factor 8
Exons: 2
Coding region: 180-1292 (370 amino acids)
Biological process (GO): SMAD protein signal transduction
Cellular component (GO): extracellular region
Molecular function (GO): cytokine activity; growth factor activity
Source: RefSeq, a predicted model, not a curated record
CAUAUUAUGACAUAUGGCUCUGGAUGAGCCCAUCACAGGCUCACCUGACCAAACAGGGGUGUGGCAACACAGGAGCACUAUAAAUGAAGGCAUGCCAGGAAUUUAGUUCAUAGCAUAGGCAAACCUUAUCCAUUGACUGCUGCUGCUCUCACAAAUCAGACCUACCCGGCUGGCUCACCAUGUGCAUCUCCCACACGAUUCUCCCACUCGUCACCUGCACGCUGCUGCUCCUCGCCUCCACCUCAGGGGAAGGCCAGCUUCACAAGGCCCACGAAAACACACCUGAUAUGGAGAGCAUGGACAGCCAGGCAGUUCUGCUUCUGGAGGCUGUGAAGACAGGGAUCCUCAGCUCUUUGGGUAUGGACGUGGAGCCCAGACUGACCCAAAAGGCCUCGAAAAAGGAGCUUAGGGAGAUGUAUCAGCUCUACAGGAGAAAAAUAAGGGAGAUAAGAGGAAAUUCCAGCCAGCCAAUGGGGGAAAACUCGCAAUCCACCAUGUCCACUGUGCUCUUUCCAGUUUCACCAGUUAUAGCGCUUCGGAGGGGUUCACGGUCAGGUCCAAGCAUGCGGUGGUACAGAGCUGUUUUCCAAAAGAAUACGAAUAUUCAGAAUGACUUGACUGUAGCUCGAGCAGAGCUGAAGAUUUCCAGACAGGUUCUGGGUAAACUCACUUCAGUGAGGCCUGAAGCAAGGGAGGAGAUUAAAAUUAAAGUCAAUGGGGGAAAGCCAGCAGUGUGGCCGGCUGCCUGGACUGACUCUGUAGCCCAAACUAAUAUCUCAAACAUUCAAGAUGCGUACCUGGACAUCAUCCCAGAGGUAGAGAAGUGGUUCAAGACUAAUGGGAAGCCACUGGUUGUGGAUGUAGGGGUGGCUAACAGAGGGGCCCUCAAGCCGAUCUUUUCUCUGGAAUUAGACCUCACACAAGCCAACCCCGCGCAGAGGACGAGGCAGCGUCGCUCCAACAAGGAAGAUGACUGUGCUGAACCAGGAUGGUGCUGCCGGAAGUCAGUCACCGUGUCCUUCCAAGACAUCGGCUGGACAGACUGGGUUGUAGCCCCAGUCGAAUACACCAUGCAUUUUUGCGACGGCACCUGCCCCCACAACUACAAGCCGGCAAGCAUGCACACUCAGGUCAAGUCUCGGCUGCACCAGAUCACCAAAGGAGGGACACCUCAUCCCUGUUGCGUGCCGGCAGCCUACGAGCCCAUGGUCCUCAUGCACUACGACAGCAGGGGAAAAUUGACCCUGACUACUUUCACUGACUUUAUUGUCAGUAAAUGUUACUGUGCCUGAGGAGAAAAUGCAACCAACCACUUCUUCAAAAUUUAAAGAAGUGUAUUUUCUGGAGUGUGUUGUCUUUUUUUUUUAAGCGUUACAUACACAAAAACACAAAAAACAAAGGUUUUCAAUGAGUAUUAACGAAGCAAUUACAUUUAAAAUCAGAGUUAUGCAUUAGUUUAAAAAGCAAAAAUACCUGUGCUUGUAAACAUUUUCUAUUAGUUAUUUAUUUAAGUCUAUUUAUGGUACUGUUUGUGUUGCCUUGUUUUUGAUUUGUUACAUCAUUAUUUAGUACUAUUUAAUAUUUAAUUGCACUGGAUUGUCUGAUUCUGUGAGUUUCUUUUUUUUGUAUUUUGGUUGAUGUCUUAUACAUUUCCGUUCAUAUGGAAAUACCAAAUGCUGAACUGCUGCACUUAAAGUUGUGAUAAUAAAAUAUGUUUUCUUACAAUAUUUCCUUGUCUACGAGCCUUUAAACACACACUGUAACAUCUUGCCUCCACUGUAAAAGAGUGCAGCUACUUAACCAGCCUGUCUGAAGUCCAGAUCUCUCAUAUAGCGAAGGCAGUUGGCAAGUUAUGAAAUGAAAAAAAGAAGAAGGUGAAAUCCUAGGAGAAAACACUUGGCAUUUGGAAAGUAAGGCAGCUGGGUGUCUCAGUUCGCAGCCACCUGUUUAAAGCAGAACUGAUGCAACACGGGGGCAAACAUGCCCCUGCUACAAAAUGUCAAACUGAUAAUGUAGUAUGCAAGUCGUACAAAUAACAAAGUAUAAUACAAAAAAAAAAAAUACCAACAAAAGCUUUCUAAAUCAGCCUUGGCUCGGAUAGCUCACGGGUAAAAUUCAAAGGGUUUUGUCAGUGGAGCUAGUCACUAGUAAUCCCUCCUUAGGCUCACAAGGUCCAGCCACGAUGAUGUCACUCUGUUAGC